AAAAAGUUUCUUUAUGCACAAUAACAUUACAAUCGCGGCUGUAUUAUGUUACUAUUAUACAGUUCAAGUGAUAACUUGUGGCCUUAGUAAGAAUCUGUUAUCACGCGUAGACAUAUAUUUAUUGCAUGACCAAGUUACAUUGAUUCAUUUGUGUUGUAACAGUCAAUUUACUUGUUAGCGAAAUGAAUAAGUCAAAUAUGGUAUUUACCGGUAUCAAGAAUGAAGAAGGUGAUAACUUGGUGCACUUCCUUUGCCAUAGUGGUGACGUCACCGAAUUAAUUAUCUUGCAUGAUUUCAUCAAUGAAGAAAACCGGUACACCUUGGUGGAAUACAAUAAGAAACAACAACAGUGUGUACACAUUGUCGCAUCCCAGCAAGAAGAUGCCGUUGAAAAGAUAAAACUCCUGACGCUCUGGGGCGCAGACAUCAAUGGAAAGGAGUUGAAAGGAGGAGAUACCCUUUUGCAUCUCGCAGUGAGGGCUCAGAACUACUCCUUGGUAGAAUGGCUGUGUCAGCAGCCUAACAUCAACAGAGAAGCUAUGAACAACGACUUAAUGACGCCGUACCACAUCGCCUUCUUUGCCAGAGAUGAUAAGAUGAUGGACGUCUUAAAGCAGAACGGUGUACAAUGCAGGGUUCCCCUGCAGUCGGAGACCAAUUCUUAUGAUGAAGACUACGAACCAGAGUGCGAGUUUCAAAAGUCUCAAUUGUGAUCGUGAUGUGAGAUCUUUUAGAGUGACUAAGUUCUAUAAUUAAGGUUUUAAGUAGUUUAGUUUGUUUGUAACCCAAAAAACAUGUGCUUGAGCAAAAGCUUGUGCAGAAUUUAUAGUUACUAGCGUCUACAUCUACGUAUGUGUCUUGCGCGAGAUUGUGUUACAAGGAACCGACUCAAGUAAUGUCUAUGACUUGCCUAUUGUUGUACGCAAGAAAUUUGCACAUGGCUUCAAAAGGGACAAAGCUAACAGAUAUAUAGUUUACCGUGAUAUGACAGAGUCAAAUUCUUGUGGAAGGUUUGAACGAAAUUCGCAAUUACUACCUGUUAUAAUUAUUUGCAGCAAGACCCCUAGGUGGAACAUCGACGCUAGCAACUAUCGAACUUGAGAGCAUUUUUGCGCAAGCCUUGUAAAAGUAACUGCUCAUCAUCGACUGUGAAAAAGUAACUUAACUUUCCAAGUGAUUGUUUUUGGUCAAAAUUUGUAAUCUAAUUAGUUUUAAGUCAACGUUCUAAAUAAUUAGAAAAAUUUUAUAAUUUAGUAGAUAAAAAACUUUCUUAUCUUUCUGUGAGCUUAAAAAAUGUAUAAGUCCUACGUAGCUACUACAGCAAGUUAACAUAGUAAACUAAGAAAGUUCCCGCGUGACUCACUCAUAUGUUUACGUUAGAAAGACUUAUUGUUUACACGUAUUGCGGUGGGACUCAAUCGUGGCAUUAGUGUAUAGUUUAUACAAAUAUUACUAUAGUACCAUAAUACAUCGACGUCGGACUUAUAUUUUAUUUCAGUCAGAGUCAAUUUAGUCAUCGUGUAGGUUACUUUAAUUAAAAUUAAUUGACUGUAUUACUGUCGUCAGAGAAAGUUUUGGCAAGGAUGUGUAGCCAUUAAAAUGUAAACACUGUUUGACACUAUUCGUUAUGUUGCGGAGAUUCGUAUUAAAUAUGCGCAGUAAUGCACAGAAUUAAAAUAAAUAAAUUGUUUUUUCUCUCCACUGGCUUCUGGUCAAAAAUGAGUCGUAAAUUUUGUUAAAUUGAUUAAUAUAAGAAAUUAAGAUAAUUAGUACCUAAGAAUUAAAGCUUGGUUUAUAUUGAGUCAUUUAGUAUAUUAUUUAAUAUUGUUAAUACUCUGUCUGUAUCUUCAACUAUGUAUCAUUUAAGUAACCUUGUCAUUGGCCUUAUGGGCUGUUGGGUUUUAAUAAAGGAAAUAAAUAAAUAAAUAAA
Cotesia glomerata is the source of this 1930-nucleotide messenger RNA. Its product is annotated as NF-kappa-B inhibitor cactus-like. Gene Ontology annotation, molecular function: protein binding. NCBI's taxonomy places the organism in Eukaryota, Metazoa, Arthropoda, Insecta, Hymenoptera, Braconidae. The transcript has a single exon. The record is from RefSeq and is a predicted model, not a curated record. The coding region runs from base 183 to 713 and encodes 176 amino acids.